AGAUACAAGUCCAAAUCGUGACAUUAAUUUCUGUUGAAAUUUAUUAAUUCCGGACCCAAGCUUCCUCUUUUUCUCUCUCCUCCCUUUGUCUGUGUGUUUGAGUGAGAGAAGUAAGGAAGAAAUGCAUACGCAGGAAGCAACAAUUGAUGGUGAGAACAAUGAGAUGAAAGCAGAUGAAGUUCUACAAUCGGAGUCGCAAAGUAAUGAAAUCAAAUGCGGGCAGAAUAAUGGCAAGGAGAAUUCUGUGGAACAACACAAACUCUCUCUCAUGAAACUUAUUGUUGUUCGUGGAGAUCCCUCUGCUAAGGAAGCAGAUGACUUGAUGUUGAGGAGAUUCUUAAGAGCCCGGGACUUGGACGUGGAAAAAGCAGCCGGUUUGUUCUUGAGGUAUCUGAAAUGGAGGAGGACAUUUGUACCCAAUGGUUCUAUCUCCGAGGCAGAGAUACAGUAUGAUCUCGGCCACAAGAAAAUGUUUCUUCAAGGCUUUGAUAAACAAGGUCGCCCAAUUAAUGUAGUCUUUGGAGCUAAACACUUCCAAAAUCCUAAAUCAGGGGGUCUUGAUGAGUUCAAGCGUUUCUGUGUCUAUUCUCUUGACAAAAUAUGCUCAAGGAUGCCCCCUGGACAGGAAAAGUAUCUGGGAAUUGCAGAUCUUCAAGGAUGGGGAUAUUCUAACACAGACGUCCGUGCAUAUAUUGGGGUUCUCUCUCUUCUGCAGGAAUGCUACCCAGAAAGAUUGGGGAAGAUGCUGAUAGUUCACGCCCCGAAAAUCUUUAUGGCAGUGUGGAAGAUUAUCUACCCUUUCAUAGAUGAAAAAACCAAGACUAAGAUGGUAUUCGUGGAGAAUAAACGCCUAAAAUCAACCUUGCUAGAAGACAUUGAUGAGAGCCAGCUUCCUGAAAUAUAUGGAGGCAAACUGCCGCUGGUACCAAUUCAAGAUGCCUGACAAUAAUUAGCACAACAAAGUCAGACUUCAGGAAACCAGAAUUUUCAAAGAAACCAGCAACAUGAAUACUCAACACAGCAGAAAACCGGCAUAAUCAACAGCAGGACAUGAACCUUUCUCGUUUGUGCUGAAUCAUGGAAUUCUAGAGUUUUCUGACUGUAUGAAGAUAUGUAUCAUACUACGGCUCAUGCAAUAAUAUCAGUAGAAUAGAUUAAAUUUCUGUUAGUUCUUAGAAGAGACGGUAUAUUCUACCACUUUGAUGCAAAUAUGAGUUUCAGUAAACUGUUACAAGUAUCUACAUUCAUGAAAUCCAUUUACAAGAUGUAUUUCAUAUCCA
Spinacia oleracea (spinach) is the source of this 1280-nucleotide messenger RNA. RefSeq lists its product as uncharacterized. NCBI's taxonomy places the organism in Eukaryota, Viridiplantae, Streptophyta, Magnoliopsida, Caryophyllales, Amaranthaceae. The coding region runs from base 122 to 943 and encodes 273 amino acids. The transcript is spliced from 6 exons. The record is from RefSeq and is a predicted model, not a curated record.